AUGAGGGCAAUUCGGGUUUAUAUCGCAGUUAGCAUGCUUGCUUUCGUUAUAUGCAUUGUGGUUGCGGCAUCUGUGUUUUACGUGAUCGUAUGCAAGAGGAGGAAGAAGAAGAAGAAGAUGAAGCCGAAGCAUUGUUUAUCGUGCAACAGAAGUGUCGAUUUGGAGCUCCAACAAUUGAGUUUAAGUGUCCGAACUGCGAGCGAAAAGAAAGUCUCGUUCGAAUCCUCGUCCCAGAUGGAAUCUUUGGACGACCAUAUCCUCCCCACCACCCCACGGAAGGUGGCGGCAAUGGUGGUGGAGAGCUAUACGGUGGAGGAGCUGAGAGUAGCCACCACUGAGUUCUCCUCCACCAAUUUGAUCGAGGGAUCUGUGUAUCAUGGCCGCCUCAAAGGAAAAGACGUGGCGGUCAAAUGCACAAGUCCCGAUACCAUCUCCAAGAUCAAGUUCGAGCUCUUUCAGAGCCCGAAUCGUUUCCACUCGAACAUAAUCCGACUGCUGGGAUUUUGUAUGGGAGACGGUACUAUCACAAACACGAUAGCCACCCACGAUGAGUUUUUGGUGUUCGAAUACGCCAAAAACGGAUCUUUAAAAGAUUGGAUUCAUGGCGGUUUAGCGAUGAAGAGCCAUUUCAUUGCUUCGUGUUCUUGUUUCUUGACUUGGAACCAAAGGCUAAAUAUUUGUUUGGACGUAGCAAAUGCGUUACAAUAUAUGCAUCAAGUACUGAACCCGAGUUACGUUCAUAGGAACAUGAAGAGCCGGAAUAUCUUUCUAGACGAGGAAUUUCAUGCCAAAGUUGGUAACUUUGGCAUGGAAGAAUGUGUUCGAUAUCAGAAUUAUCCCGAAGAAGUACCUGCUUCGGGAUAUCUGUAUUCAACUUAUCCUUCAUCUUGGGACGAAGGGUACAUUGCGCCCGAAUAUUCAAAUUCGGGCGCCAUUAGUCCAAGCAUGGAUAUUUACGCUUUUGGGAUUGUUUUGCUCGAAAUACUAUCGGGAAAACCGCCUAUUAGGAGGGGUAAAUCGGAGAGUAAAGACGACGGUUGUCGGUUAUCGGAAAGAAUCAAGCAUAUUCUCAACUCCGGUAUCGUGGCGGAGAAAGUGAGGGAAUGGAUGGAUAACGCGUUGGGUGAGAAUUAUCCGUUUGAGGUGGCGAUGAAGUUGGUGAAUCUUGCGAGAGAGUGUGUGGAUGACGAUCCAUCGUUGCGGCCGACGGCCGGAGAAGUGGUGGUGAAGCUGACGGAAUUGGUGGCGGAGGGCGAGGAGGAGCAAGUGAUCGUUCGGGAAAGCUCCUGUAGACCUCUAGUAGCCCAGCCAUUUGCAAUUAAGGAUGUAAAUGAUUUUUAA
Messenger RNA from Cynara cardunculus var. scolymus (artichoke), 1341 nucleotides. Its product is annotated as protein LYK2-like. Gene Ontology annotation, biological process: protein phosphorylation. The record is from RefSeq and is a predicted model, not a curated record. Bases 1 to 1341 code for a protein of 446 amino acids. Gene Ontology annotation, molecular function: protein kinase activity; ATP binding. The transcript has a single exon. NCBI's taxonomy places the organism in Eukaryota, Viridiplantae, Streptophyta, Magnoliopsida, Asterales, Asteraceae.